CUUUUAGUAUCAAAUCCAACAUGUCUAAAUGCUGAUUUUUAAGCAAUAUCUAUAUGUUGCCAACAAACCCACAAACACAACAGCUUUAGUUAUACAAAUUAAUUGUUAAAAACAAAAAAAAAAAACAACUUAUAUAUAUUAAAAAUAUCUCACCCGCCCCGUACAAGUAUUGUGUAGAAUAAUAAAAAACAAUGUUUCCCCGCCUACCAGGACCCAUAACAGAUGACAUAUUUCUGGGUGCCACAACCACAAUAAGAACAGCAUUUCCAAAUUCACGCUUAGACUCAUUAACAAAUCACAAUCAACAGCAACUGCAUCACAGCAAUAGCAACAACAAUAAUUAUGCUCAGCCAACACCAACACCUGCCAGCAAUGGUCAACAACAACAAUUGCUAUCACCAUACGAUCCAACGAUAUCGGCUGAUUUUCUGGCCACAGCAACAUUAAAUGAAGCAGCCGGAGCAGCCAUUGAAAGUGUAGCAAAUAGUUUAGGUGUAGCGGGUGCUGGUAGCGCUAGUAAUAGUAUUAACAAUAAUUUUUUACCUGCCAACAAUGAUGAUGAUGACUUUUGGUUAAAUGCCAUCGAAGAGGACACGUUUGAGUCACCAUUGGCGUUUGAUGCCAGCGAAAAUGGUCUUUGGAAUGGUCAUUUUGUACCACCGCCACCGAGGCCACCGUUUUUGGAUGAGAGUGUGGCAGCGGAUGGUCUAACAACCUGUGAUCUAUGUACUUGGGCAUGGCAACGUAAUGCCUAUUCAUUGGAUGGUUCGAUAGAUACAUCUGGUGAACUUGGUUGGGCUUUUACUCUGAUUGUAGUUUCAAUUUUAUCCGCUCUUAUUGGUGCUAUUGUUAUGGUCAUUGUGCUAAGAUGUAGAAGGUGAUUGUUUUCGAGUACUAAUGGAGGACGACCCCAGCCCUGGUGGUGCCGUAAUAAUCGUAAUGCUGGCACAAAUGGUCGGAAUUCUUUGUCAGCUAAGCAUUCGGCCGACAGUAUACGAAGGCCUACUAGCAAUUCGGGUGUCUGGACUUGGUUGGGAGGCAGUCGUCGUUCUUCCGAAGGACCCGAUCAAAUUGGACCGCCUUCCUCAUCGCCGGCUGAAAAUCAUUACACGCAUAUGGAUGAUGCUUAUAGUCCAGUGGGUGUUAACGAGGCUUUAUAUGCGGAAUUGGAUCGUGAAUCGGUGCGCUCUAAUAAUCCCUCAUAUCAAAAUACCGGUUACAGUCAGUGUGGAGAUAAAUACAAUUUCCAACAUCAGGAACAAGACAUACCCAUGGUAGUGUCUUCAGCUCCCAGCAGUGCUUACUAUUCUGAUCUAUCUGUGACAGCAGUGCCCAGCGGUUCUAGCUCUAAUGAGCGUGCUUAUGAAAUUGUGGGACUUACGGUCAUGAAUCAGCCAUUACCCAAUUGGGAUGGUGGCGGUGGUGCUGGUGUUGCAGCCACUGCUCCCCAUUUAGUACCCAAUGCUGAGGGUAUGACUUCACAACGAAGGAUACCACGUUUAGCGGCCAUUAAUGAAACCAGUACAACAACGGUACCGUCGGAUUAUGUAUGAGAUGAAAGUAAAUUUUAGAUUAGUUUUAUAAGUAAUGGAAUAAUAUUUUUUGGAAAUUUUAAGGGGAAUUUAACGAAAAUGACAUCCUGACUAUCUGGUUAUAUAUUAAAAUCCAGAAUGUUCCAAUAGUUCUUGUUCAGUUCUAGUUCAGUUCUAGU
This is a messenger RNA of Lucilia cuprina (Australian sheep blowfly), 1711 nucleotides long. RefSeq lists its product as uncharacterized. The transcript has 6 exons. Lineage: Eukaryota; Metazoa; Arthropoda; Insecta; Diptera; Calliphoridae. The record is from RefSeq and is a predicted model, not a curated record.